Molecule: messenger RNA, 825 nt
Organism: Aspergillus tubingensis
Lineage: Eukaryota; Fungi; Ascomycota; Eurotiomycetes; Eurotiales; Aspergillaceae
Product: SDR family NAD(P)-dependent oxidoreductase
Exons: 4
Coding region: 1-825 (274 amino acids)
Molecular function (GO): oxidoreductase activity, acting on the CH-OH group of donors, NAD or NADP as acceptor
Source: RefSeq, a predicted model, not a curated record
AUGCCCCUCCCCCAAAUCCUAGUCGGCAAAGUCGCCGCCAUCACAGGUGGUUUAACCGGUAUUGGCAGGGCCAUCGCCCUCGAAUACCUCCGCCACGGCGCCAAAGUAGCCGUAAACCACCUCGGCGGACCCAAAGAAGAGCCCCUCAUCGAAGCAAUGCGCAAAGACGUAUCUGAAAUUAUCCGAUCCGACAGCAACAGCGACAGCGAGCAGAGCAGCAGAUUCAUCCUGGUCGCAGGGGACGUAACACAGCCCGAGACAGGGCGGGAUUUCGUAUCCAAAGCCGUGGAGGCCUUUGGCCGACUCGACGUGUUUGUGAGUAAUGCGGGAGUGUGCAAGUUUGAGGAAUUUCUCGAAGUCGACCCCCCACUCCUCGGCCACACAAUCAACACCAACCUAAGCGGCGCAUUCUGGGCAACACAAGCAGCAGCACGACAAAUGGCACUGGCUCAAUCGCCACCCGGGGGUUCCAUUAUCGGGAUUAGUUCUAUCUCUGCGCUUGUUGGGGGUGGACAGCAGACGCAUUAUACGCCUACGAAGGCGGGCGUGCUUAGUCUUAUGCAGUCGUGUGCGGUUGCGUUGGGCAAGUAUGGCAUCAGAUGUAAUGCGCUGUUGCCGGGGACGAUCCGGACUCAGUUGAAUGAUGAGGAUAUGAGUGAUCCCGUGAAGAGGUCGUAUAUGGAGGGGAGGAUUCCGUUGGGAAGGCUGGGCCAGCCGCCGGAUUUGGCGGGGCCGGCGGUGUUUUUGGCGAGUGAGGAGUUGAGUGGUUAUGUGACCGGAGCGCAGAUACUGGUGGAUGGGGGGGCUUUUGUGAAUCUUCAGUAG